Messenger RNA from Myripristis murdjan (pinecone soldierfish), 2580 nucleotides. RefSeq names its product kelch-like protein 33. The annotation marks the transcript as partial. The record is from RefSeq and is a predicted model, not a curated record. The transcript is spliced from 6 exons. Gene Ontology annotation, molecular function: protein binding. NCBI's taxonomy places the organism in Eukaryota, Metazoa, Chordata, Actinopteri, Holocentriformes, Holocentridae.
AACCUUUUUUUUAUUAUUUUUAUUUUUGGAUCUCUUCCACAUUGUUGUAUUACCCGUCUUAAAUUUUGUUUCCAUGUGUGUGUUCACCUCUGUGUUUCAUGGGGCCAUAGCAGUUCAAUAAAACUAGAUUGUAUUUUGACAAAGAGAAGUUUGCCAGUAGAGUGGGAAGAAUGGAGGAGAGAAAUGGAGAAGAAAAGGAGGAUAUUUAGAGAGAGGUUCAGACAUUUAGCAUAUUGGGUGCAACUGGAGGAGACCGAGGAAGAGGGAAAAGAAGAAGGUGGUCAUGAGAAGGAGGUUCAAGAUUGUCAAGAAAAGUCCCAAGAACUACAGGAAGACCUGACCGAUGCUGAUGAGGGAACAGAACUUUCAACAGAGGAGGACAUGGGAAGUUAUGAAGAUGUGUUGAAGGUUUACAGUGAUGACAGGUAUCCCACAGACAUAUUCCUCACCUUAAAGGAAUUCAGGGACUCUUCUCUCCUCACUGACCUAACUUUGAGCACUGACGAUGGGAAGGACUUCAACGUACACUCCCUGGUCCUGGCUGCUGUCAGUGCUCAUGUCCAGGAGGCACUGAUAGAGAGAAACUGGAAAAGAAAGCAAGAUAAAGCAGACAUGGAAGUCAACAGCUGGUCAAUGUUUGUGGGCCCUGAGGUGGAUCAUGUGGGGCUACAGGCAGUUCUGGAGUUUGCCUACACUGGAGCCAUACUAGCUCUGAACAGAGAAACCUUGGCCCAGAUAAAAGCUGCAGCUCAAAAAAUGGGGGUCCUCAGGGUGUUAGAUCUCUGUGCUGAAGAGGAGAAAAAGUCCCUGAAAAAUGGAGAGCAGAAAAAGGGGGAGAGGAUCUCUGCUGCAGAGCAGCUGAAGAUCAGUAUCCAGUCCAUUAGAGAUUUGUGGAUGGAAAGAAAGGGCUGUGAUGUCAUUUUGAAGGCUAUUGGGGCAUCACUUCACGUCCACAGGGUGAUCCUGGCUGCCAGCAGUGACUACUUCCGGGCCAUGUUCACCUGUGGGAUGAGGGAAUCCCAUCAGUCCUGUGUGACACUCCCCUUCCUGUUGGGUUCCGAGCUGGAGGUUCUGAUUGGCUGCUCCUAUAGCGGGAACCUCCCCCUCACCUGGGGGUGUAUCUUCGAGAUCACAGGAACCUCCCUUCAGCUCCAGUAUGAGCCUGCCCUUUCAUUGUGCUUGAACUUCCUGCAGCAGGAAAUAAAUCCCGACUCCUGCCUGGAUGUGGUGUCUUUUGCAGAGGCCUACGGGAUGGUGCAUCUCCUCGAAAUGGCUGAGGAUUUUGUCCUACGGCAAUUCCAAAAGGUGUCAUGCACCUCGAAAUUCAAGGACCUGAGAGCAGAACAUCUGCUAAAGUACCUGAACAGUAAAUCGCUCUGUGUUCCCUCUGAGCUUGUUGUAUUCAAGGCGGUGGUGGCAUGGAUCCAAGCCAAGCCCACGACGAGGAUGAUGCUUGCAAAGGAACUGAUGAAAACAAUCCACUUUCCCCUGAUGACUUUCAAAGAAUUCAAGGAGGUUCAGUCUUUGAACAUGUGGUCUGAUCGCAGCUUGUCAAAACUUUUUGCCAAGAUUUUUGAGGACUUCUGCUCAAAUGACACUGAUCCUCAAAAUCAAUGCAGGGUCUACCUGCCAAAAGAGAGUUUGGUCUUGGUUGGUGGGGAGCAGAUCUCUGGAGACUUCAGCUGCCGCAGAAUCAGCAAAGAACUGUGGUUUGGGAACUCCUUGAGAAAUCAUACCGGGAUCAUGAAGGCGAUGGAGUGGAGGCAGCUGGGAGAGAUGCCAGAGCCACCAAGGCUUAGCCAUGAGGUAGCUGUGCUCAAAGGACUCUUGUACGUGAUUGGAGGAAGAAAGUAUUAUGGCAUCAAUGACAUACUGGAUUCUGUUUACAGGUAUGACCCCCUUCAGAACAGCUGGGAGAGACUGGCUGACAUGCGGGAAAAAAGAUGCUCUUUCUCUGUGGUUGUGCUGAAUGGAAAGUUAUAUGCCAUUGGUGGGGAUUCUCAGCUUAACAAUGUCGAAAGUGUUGAAUGUUACUGCCCUACAGCAAACUCUUGGAGCUUUACCCGGCCCUUGGACAUGCCUCUGACUGGGCACGCGGGUUGCGUUUUACAUGAGCAGAUCUUUGUCUCAGGAGGGCUGAGCAGUGGGUACCAGUGUCAGUCAUCCAUGUUUUCGUACCACCCAGAGAAGGGAAACACCUAUCUGGCAAACAUGAAUAAACCUCGAGCCCAUCACUGCAUGGAGAGCCUGGGUGGCCAUCUUUAUGUUGCCGGGGGAGUGACCACAGAUGAGAACAUGGCUAUGGUUGACCACCUGGCUUGUGAGGUGUACAACCCCGUGGCUGACUGCUGGACUGCCAUCAUGCGUCUGACCGCGCCUCAUGUGGGAGCAGGAUCUGCAGUUCUGGAGGGGAAGUUUUACGUGCUUGGAGGGUACAGCCAGGAGGACUACAGUGACACGAAGCUCACUCACCGUUACGAUCCCAACUUGCAGCAGUGGGAGAACAUGGGCAAGAUGCCCGGGCCCAACAAUGACAUACGAGCCUCUGUGCUGUUUUUGCCGCCACAUUUGCGAUCGUAG